Molecule: messenger RNA, 2417 nt
Organism: Anopheles coustani
Lineage: Eukaryota; Metazoa; Arthropoda; Insecta; Diptera; Culicidae
Gene: Pif1
Product: ATP-dependent DNA helicase PIF1
Exons: 2
Coding region: 95-2116 (673 amino acids)
Biological process (GO): telomere maintenance; DNA repair
Molecular function (GO): DNA helicase activity
Source: RefSeq, a predicted model, not a curated record
AACCAACCGCGGGACGACCAUCGUGCAUUUUUCGUGCGGUCUAUUUAAUCCUUCUAAUCAUCUCCCGCGGCUGAAUAACCGAACAAAUUACACAAUGGAUCCAAACGACGCGUCUCUCACCUGUGCGGUCAACAUCGAGUGGAACAAUUCGCAAGGUACAACGAUGCGUAAGUUCGCCAACAAACAAGCGACGCUACGACUAACCCGCAACGCGUUGAAGGAAAUGUUCCUCGAAAUCACCGCUGAAAAGCAUCAUCCGAUGCAGUUGAAACUCCGGAGCUUCACCGUGCAUUCCAAGUUCAUGGUCGAAGGAAAAGCGAGCGUCAAAUUUAACGACGAAAAGUGCACUUUGUUCCUUUCAAACGCCCCACCCGGUCCGCUUGCUCAGUUUUUGAAGGUAAUUUACGUCAAGGUAACAAACGGAAAUGGUGGCAACGGCGGGGCACCGCCAAGCAAGGAGGAACUAUUGAAAAAGUCCCGCGCGAAGAUGUUGGCCGGAAAACCGAUCAACCAGUUUGAUGAUAUCAGUCCCGUUACGACAAAUGAACUGGUGAAGGCCCGAAAGCUUGCGCUCGGCACAGGCUCGGUAACGACACCGUCGCCACCAUUAAAGCGCAAACGAUUAUCGGGCGACUCUGCAAACGAUCGUCCGGCGGCAAAGAAACUGUAUUCUUCGUACGAAGAUAGCUCCGCAGAAAUGACCGAACAGAAACUCAAUGAACAGCAGAAACGUAUCCUUGACGCGUGUCAAACGGGUCGAAGCGUCUUCUUCACCGGUUCCGCGGGUACGGGCAAGAGUUUCCUGCUAAGAAAGAUCAUUGCCACCCUACCACCCGAUGGAACGGUAGCUACGGCUUCUACCGGAGUGGCCGCAUGUUUGAUCGGGGGUACGACACUGCAUUCGUUCGCCGGAAUUGGGAGCGGCGAGGCAGCGUUGCAGAACUGCUUCGAGAAAGCGUCCCGUGCGAACACGGCCCAGAUAUGGCGUAAGUGUAAAAGACUGAUUAUAGAUGAAAUUUCGAUGGUGGACGCAGAUUUCUUCGAGAAAAUCGAAGCCGUUGCACGGUAUAUUCGCAAAAACGACAAACCCUUCGGGGGCAUCCAGCUGAUACUGUGUGGUGAUUUCUUCCAGCUUCCUCCCGUCGAUCGCCAAGAAAACCGUCCAAAGCCGGGUCAGUACUCGCAGGAUAACGACGUCGGUCCUCGGGUUCGUUUCUGCUUUGAGUCGAAAGUGUGGCAAGAGUGCAUCCAGGCUUCGUACGAGCUAACGAUAGUCCAUCGACAGAAAGACCAAGAGUUUGUUGGCAUUCUCAACAGCAUCCGUAUUGGACGCGUUACGAACGAAAUAACGGCGCGACUGCAAAAAACGGCCUCACAGCGCAUCGAAACCGAGGGCAUUCUGGCCACGCAGCUCUGUUCCCACACCAGCGAAGUGGACGCGAUCAACCGGGCCAAGCUGGAGGCGAUCCAGAGCGAGGCGAAAACGUUCGAGGCCAAGGACAGCGAUCCGUACAGCGCGAAGCAGCUCGACCAAGCGGUGCAGGCACCCGCCAAGCUGACGCUGAAAAUAGGCGCCCAGGUGAUGCUGCUGAAGAACUACAACAUUGCCGAGGGUCUGGUAAAUGGCGCCCGGGGGGUUGUGAUGAAUUUUGUCCAGGGACUACCACUAGUCAAAUUCAAGCGCCGCGAACUAGUCGUACGCAGCGAGAAGUGGUCGGUUAAGACGGCCUCCGGUAUGGUGCUUACACGUACGCAGCUUCCCCUGAAGCUGGCCUGGGCGUUUUCCAUCCACAAAUCGCAAGGCCUCACCUUGGACUGCGUUGAACUCUCACUGGCGAAAGUUUUCGAAGCCGGGCAGGCGUACGUGGCGCUCAGCCGGGCCCAAAGUCUCGACAGUAUCAGGGUGCUGGACUUCGAUCUGAAGCAAGUCUGGGCAAACCCCAAAGUGCUCGAGUACUAUCGGAACUUGCGGAGACAGAUCGCCAACGAAAAUCUUAUGAUGCCGGUCGCCGUGAAACCGAAAGCUGGCCAGAAGGGUCCGAAUCUUAAAAAAUCUCUAUCGGCAAUGGGAUUAUCGAAGGCGGUCAUGAGCAAACCUCUUAUGACGAUCAAGUGAUAAUGCGGUAGCAUUUAUUAUUCUCAUUUAGUGGCAAUCUUUCCCUCGAAAAUCUAAUACUAUUAAGUUCAAUCACCUUUUCAUAUUCAUUUCUGAUAACUGCCCUGGAUAAGUGAUACGCGCAGGCCGGAUGGAUGUGAAUUAUCCUCAGAGUAUUCUAGUGUACGGCUCGUUUAAUAGAUCAAAUUGUUAGGCAUUAAGUUGACACCACUAAAACUAGGACUAUAUUUGAGUGCUUUUUUGUCAUUAAACUGAGUACGUAAAUAACAGAUAAAAUAAAUGAAUGUAAUAAUAUACUCAU